Messenger RNA from Aplosporella prunicola CBS 121167, 1174 nucleotides. RefSeq lists its product as uncharacterized. Bases 202 to 1074 code for a protein of 290 amino acids. NCBI's taxonomy places the organism in Eukaryota, Fungi, Ascomycota, Dothideomycetes, Botryosphaeriales, Aplosporellaceae. The record is from RefSeq and is a predicted model, not a curated record. The transcript has a single exon.
UAUUUAUCCUCGUCCAUUGGUAAGCACUCACGUGGUGGGAACGACGAAGGGGUUCUCAGCCGCAGCGGCAAGGGCGGCAAGGCCGGCGAAGAUGAUGGCGGUGAAGGAACGCAUGUUGAUUAUGGAAGAGUCGGAUUCGACGGAUUCAGACGUGGUCGUGGACGUGGUAGUGGUAGUCGAAGGAGGUAUUGAUAAAGCUUUAUGCAACUGGCACGCGCUCAAGAGAUGGAUGAAGCACAAGCAGCGAAGCAAGGGAGUGUAUGUUGUUCCGAGAGAAUGGACGGAUGCUCCGAGGGGUGGCCAAAGGACGGACGGGAUUAUGCGCAAAGAGAGAGCGACGUUGAUUCGAGGGUAAGCCGAGAGGAGCAAGCAACGAGCAAAAGCCAGCGGCCAUGGGGGCACCUUUGUACUUCACGAGCAAUAAUCUCGCAGUCAAAUGAAAUGAUCGCCCGCAGGGACGACAGAGCAGCAACAGCGGCGAGUCCAGGCGGGCGGCGCUCUAUCGCUGGGCGGGGCCGCGGCUCCAUUGAGCGUAGCGUGAAGGAAGAUGCCUGCCCGGCACUUUCGCGAUGCUGCGUGUCUCGCCAUCCGGCACACAGGCACAAGCACACACCAACACAUCCACAGUCCCACAGCAUCGCACAGAUAAAGGGGCGGCAUGAACACUUUUUCUUCUUCACCUUCAACUUCAGCUCUCCAUGUGUUGUUGACGCGACACAAAAGAGGACGAGGCAGCCAUGGCCACCCCCAUUCUUGUGCACCACGCAUCGAGGCGCAGCAGCGCCUCCCUCGACCACUCCUCCUCCUCCUCCUCCUUGCUCGACGCUCGACGGCAAUAAUAAUCCCCCAGUGCCAACUGCCAUGUGCGGGCUCCUCCAGACGUCGCUAAUGCAGGGGCGCGCCCCGUCGGCGCAAAGCUCGCCUCGCUGUUGGUCGCCUUUACCCUGCAGGCGCGGCCCGAGCGCCGCCCGCCGCGGCUCUAUUCUGCCAAGGCAGCUGCGAAGCCGGGCUCGUCUGGGCCCGCGUCAUCGGUCGCCUCGGUCCUCGAGAUUCCCGGGCAGGCUGGUGUAUUAGAUAGAGAGCGUUUGAAGUAAUAAAUUGUAUGUAUCCACCUAGAUGCCAUGUCGUCCCAGUAGCGCCCGUAAAUGUCUCUCGGCUGCGCUGCGCAGCCGCC